Messenger RNA from Clunio marinus, 282 nucleotides. Lineage: Eukaryota; Metazoa; Arthropoda; Insecta; Diptera; Chironomidae. The record is from the annotation of a GenBank genome assembly.
AUGUUCUUCCCUUGUCGAGUUUUUGUUACCACUAAUAUUGAAGCUUCCUUCAUUCAGUACAGACUGUUCACAUUAUCGUUAAACGUUUCGCAAUUUCACAUGCUCAUAAAUGCCUUACAUACAUAUUGGAAGGAAAAGAGAAAAUUCUAUCAAAAUGCGGAAAUGGAAAAUGAUUUCAAUUGCGAUAUUUUUAUUCAUGCUGAAAUUAAGCCUCAAAUAGAGAAAAUGGAGAAAAUGGGAAAAAAAAUUCUAUGCAGAUUAAACUGCUUUUUGCUGUGUUAG